ACCUCUCUUGGGUUCCAUAUAGCUCAGCAACAAUCCCCGUGUGCUCGUUCUGUGACGGCAAUUCGAAGACUGACAUUCUUCGCUAUCUCUAUCUCCCAGUCCCAAAUGGCCUCCGAUCCGCCUCAAUUUGCGUCGCCCGCCUCUGUGUCCCGCUCGGCGACAUCACGAGGCCACAUUCGAUUGCUGGCAGAUGAGAUGCUGCGCGCCUCGCUGAGCAGCAGCGGGGCCUCGCUUUCUUCGACACCGGCUGCGACUCCGCCCUCCUACCGCCGCUUGCCAGUCCCUCCCACUCCCGCCGAGUUGUUGAGCCGCAGCCGUGAGCGGAAUCCCCGUGAGAAUUGGACACGCUUGCCGGACGACGGGUCAGUGUCAAUCACCCGCGACAGUAUAAGCAAGACUAAGAGCAACGGCAACAGCAGGAGCAAAAUCAAAUCUGAAAAUAGCGACUCGUCCGCCACUACCCUCUCGGCCGACGAAACCAAGGCGCGAAUACGCGGUCUCCGACGGGAACUUGAGCGGGCAAGGGGCGAUGUACCACCGCGACCAACGACCGGAUUGUUCGAAGCAGCGUGUUCGACUGACCUGCUGUUUCUAAUCGACACUACUGGAUCGAUGUACCCCUAUAUCGUCGCUGCCAAGGAGCAAGUAAAGAGCAUUGUCGUUGAUAUCAAGAGAUCGUUUCUCAAUCAGGCCGAAGUGCGCGUCGCCGUGGUCAGUUACAAAGAUCAUGGAGACUACCCGAACAUCGAGUCCCUCGACUUCACACCAUCGACGGACCAAGUCUUCCAAUUCCUGGGCCAGUUGGGCGCUUCGGGCGGAAGGGACGCUCCCGAAGACGUGCUCGGUGGCAUAUUCCAAGCGCGGAACCUAUCGUGGCAGCAGCGAACGCGUUGCAUUAUCCACAUUGCAGAUGCACCACCACAUGGCGCUGGGGAGUUGCACGACUUGGGCAACGGCGCAGAUGACUAUUCUGUCCCUGGGAGUGAGCCGCAUGGCCUCAUCUACAAACCGCUCCUUAAAGAACUGAUCGAGUUCAACAUCAACUACGCCCUGCUCCGGGUCAAUUCAUCCACGGAUCGCAUGGCCUGGGCCUUCGCGCAGGUUUAUGCUGCCUCGAGUGCGGACGCCAAGCUUCUCCCUUCCAAUCGGUACUUUGGUCAAGUAAGUUGCACACAACCAGAAGGUCGCAACAGCGCUUGGAGUGGAGCAACAAGUAAGAAACACUCUGAUCUUCAGUUUGAGGAGAUGGAGCUGGGCACUACAUACAGUCAGCUCCGGCAUUUGGUGGUGAGGACUGUCACUAGCUCUGUUUCUCGCACGGCGGGUCGCAUGACAAUGGCCUUGAGCACUGUACCCACGCCUGUCACCACCUCUGUUUCUCGCACGGCGGCUCGCAUGUCAUCGGCAUUGAGCACUGUACCCAAGGCGCGUGUUUCCGAUCUGACGUUGAUCGCGGGGGAGGAAGGUAUCGAUGGAAGUGCAAUAAAGUUAUUUCUCGAGAAAGACCCGCCGCAGUGGGACACAGUCGGCUGGUUCGAUGAGACUCUGGUAGUCGAGGGAUUCUGUCCCGACAUGAAGCUGCAGAGUGCCAAUUCUUUGAACGAAAUGAUGAGCGCCGACGAAAACAUCAAACUAAGCGUUGCACAACUUACAAUCCACGCAAGAUCGAAACCAUUUGGUGAAGGUGCAGUACGCGUAGCCUCUUAUGCCCGCACGGAGUCCUCGACUGGCAAGUUCGUGGUAAAGUUCUUCAAAAAAGACGGCAAGAUGCUAGCCCACCUCGCUGAGGAUAUGCAAAUCCAGGCGCUCUGUAAAGCUUUCGCUCUCGAGUUCAACGGUCUGCUGAAGGAAGAGCCCCAGAUUGACUUCGUUGUAACGACGUGCCUGCAAAGUAAGGGGGAUGCAGAGUCGGAAGGCGGAUGUCUUUCGCUUGAGCCCUUUAUCGAUGGAGAAUACAUCAAGUACAAUAACAAUAGCAUGUUUGUGAAAGAAGAUUCUCCUGGCGAACCCGACCCGUUUAACCAGAUAGCACAGGCUUUCUCACACUUUACUUUCGAGCGCUCAUGGGGAUACUUCCUCGUGAACGAUCUGCAAGGAGUAAGCGGCUUGCUGACCGAUCCAUCCAUCCAGACGCGCGACCACGACAGGUUCAAGCUAGCUGACACCAACUUCCACGAGGAAGGCUUCAAAUUCUUCUUCGCUGCUCAUAAAUGUAAUUCCAUCUGUCACGAGCUAGAGCUCAAGAGCAAUGGUGAGAUGAUUAUCUCAGGCAACUACACUUUUCGGGAGCGCUGGCCGACUCUAGAGCCCACCGUUUGCUGUUCCAAUAAGCUCUGCCGACGGAUUGUCCGCUUGGCGAGCACCCAGGAGUCCGAAAAGUUCCGGGGCUACCACUGGUGCAGCGCGUGUUGGCCGCAGUUACAGUCGUCUAUGGUUAGCUGGGUCUGUGAAGGCCCCGGCCCAAAUCACGAGUUCGAUAUGUCGAGAUUCUUCUACGAGUCUCAGGGUCAGCUUGCACCCCACAGAUGUUCGGAGCACCUCGCGAAAGACAAGAGUGUGUCGAGCAUGGCCGUGAUGGGUGGGAGCCUGUGGAGUAAGAUGAAAGCUGAGGGCUCCAAAGAGUCUAUCUCUGGGAGGAGUUGGUAAGUAACCAUGACAGUUGAUUCGCGAUGACGACACCAAAGGCAAGUAGAGAGGUGGUAGAAAUAGUGUGAGAGAAGCUUCAAGAGAACAAAUCAAAAGUAGCAGUGCGCACAAUAAAUCUGGCUUCGAAGCUCAAUCAACUCAAUCCUGACGUACAGCAGAAUGUUCCAAGUUCUGACGAAUCCAAUGGGAUCCUCAGGUCUAUCUGUGAAAUAGCAAAGUGCAUCAUGAAGUUCUCUUAAAAAGGGCGGUUAGAACGGGCCACAGAAGGAUUGAAACAGUGAAAC
Mollisia scopiformis is the source of this 2930-nucleotide messenger RNA. RefSeq lists its product as uncharacterized. The coding region runs from base 106 to 2646 and encodes 846 amino acids. Gene Ontology annotation, biological process: peptidyl-threonine phosphorylation. Gene Ontology annotation, cellular component: cytoplasm. NCBI's taxonomy places the organism in Eukaryota, Fungi, Ascomycota, Leotiomycetes, Helotiales, Mollisiaceae. The transcript has a single exon. Gene Ontology annotation, molecular function: protein serine/threonine kinase activity; ATP binding. The record is from RefSeq and is a predicted model, not a curated record.